This is a messenger RNA of Acyrthosiphon pisum (pea aphid), 423 nucleotides long. RefSeq lists its product as uncharacterized. NCBI's taxonomy places the organism in Eukaryota, Metazoa, Arthropoda, Insecta, Hemiptera, Aphididae. Gene Ontology annotation, molecular function: nucleic acid binding. Gene Ontology annotation, biological process: DNA integration. Bases 1 to 423 code for a protein of 140 amino acids. The transcript has a single exon. The record is from RefSeq and is a predicted model, not a curated record.
AUGGCGGAGGUUUGGAGUAAAUUGGAGAAUGUGGGGGGGCCAACUUCACACCCGUACGGGAUCCAGCACCACCCAGUAGCUGUACGACACCCACGUGCCAACGGGCAAGUAGAGCGAGCUAACUCCACUAUGCUAGCAGCAAUAUCGACUAGAAUUAAAACCGAAGCAACCUGGGAUAAACAGCUGGCUGAACUAGAGUUGGUGCUGAACACUUCAAUAAACCAGACUAUUGGAGUUAGGCCCUUUUAUGCAUUAUAUGGAUUUGAUGCAGUGAUUCGAGAUGGCCUACUGGACACACUCACUACAUUAACCCCCGCAUACCAACAACCGGCAGAAAUUCAGCAACAGAUACGCCAAAACAUAGCAGAAAAGCAGGCCCAGUGGAAGGCUUGGCAUGAUCAACACCGAAAAAACCAAAUCUAA